Messenger RNA from Dentiscutata erythropus, 456 nucleotides. NCBI's taxonomy places the organism in Eukaryota, Fungi, Glomeromycota, Glomeromycetes, Diversisporales, Gigasporaceae. The record is from the annotation of a GenBank genome assembly.
AUGGAAAUAAAUAUCUUUCCGGAUCAAUCUACUUCGAACGAAAUUCCUUCAGGCCAAGAAACUAAUCCAAAUAACUCAGAAAUACAAAUUCAUCAACUACCUUGUAGCAUUUAUCAUAAUGGAAGAGCAAAUAUCGAAAAUUAUUUCGUGGUAAACCCGAUUUUUCAAGAAGAACCUCUUUACGAAACAUUUUUCCGUGGGCGUCGCCUUGUAGGCAGAUGCGUCAUGUUGGACGAUAAACAUGAAGGUUGCAUAUUUAAAGAAUCAUCACAUACACUCAAUAAACCUAGUUCAUUAACAACAAACGAGGAAAUUGAAGAAACACGAAGUUGGGAAACUUCUCAUAAAUUUCAUUCUUUCAUGGUAUGGGAACAUGACACAGUUCCUCUACCAUCAAACAAUAGAUUGUUAAGCUCCCUAGAUUGGUUGGAAAUCGCCAAUGUUGUAAGUUCAUGA